Molecule: messenger RNA, 1693 nt
Organism: Bombina bombina (fire-bellied toad)
Lineage: Eukaryota; Metazoa; Chordata; Amphibia; Anura; Bombinatoridae
Product: E3 ubiquitin/ISG15 ligase TRIM25-like
Exons: 1
Coding region: 16-1614 (532 amino acids)
Molecular function (GO): protein binding; zinc ion binding
Source: RefSeq, a predicted model, not a curated record
CUGCUGAAUUCAAGAAUGGCGACUGCUGAUCUGAGAGAGGAGCUAACCUGCCCCAUCUGCCUGAGCAUUUAUACAGAUCCUGUAACUCUCAGCUGUGGCCAUAACUUCUGCCUGGGCUGUAUUGAGAGUGUGCUGGGUACCCAGGAGGGGUCUGGGCUUUAUUCCUGUCCUGAGUGCAGAGAAACUUUUACUCAGAAACCUAAACUGCAUAGGAACAUAGCGCUGUGUAAUGUAAUGAAGCAUUUAGAGAUUACUCAGCCAGAGCAAAAAGACACCGGGGUCCUCUGCACUUACUGUGUUCACUCUCCUGUACCUGCUGCUAAAUCAUGUCUGCAUUGUGAGGCUUCUCUGUGUGAUACCCACCUGAGGGUACACAGCAAGUCUGAGGAACACGUCUUAACUGAACCCACCACUUCCUGGGGUAACAGAAAAUUCUCCAUACACAGGGAGCUGCUGAAAUAUUACUGCACUGAGGAUGCUGCCUGUAUCUGUGUGUCCUGCUCCCUGGUCGGAGAGCACAGGGGACACCAGGUGGAGCUGCUGAAUGAGGCUUCUGAGAAGAAAAAAAAGAAACUGAGAAAUGUUCUGCAGAAACUGACCACAAAGAGAGAGAAGACUGAGAAAAGAGUCCAGAGUCUGCAGAAGCACAGGAGAGGGGUGCAGGAGAAAGCAGCUGGUGUAACAGAGCGACUCACUGCCCUGAUUAGGGACAUCAGGAAACAGCUGGAAGACCUAGAGAAGCGAGUCCUGAGUGACAUCACCCGGCAGCAGGAGCAGCUUUUACUCCCAAUCUCUGAUCUGAUCCAGCAGCUGGAAAAAGAGAAGGACGAGCUGACCAGGAAGAUGAGUCACAUUGAGGAGCUGUACAACAUGACUGACCCAUUAACUGUCCUACAAGAACAGGAAUCACACAGAGAUGACUUUUGUGGUGCUGAGAAGGGAGAUAAUGAGGUCACACAGAGAGGUGAUAAACAGGUCCCUGCUGGGGGGGAUUUAGAUGAGGGUCUGAUCUCAGUGACCUUAUACAGAGGUUUAGCUGAUAUUGUGACUGAUGUAAAGAGAGGGAUCUAUAUGCAGGUGACAUCAGACAUAUUCCUGGAUAUAAACACAGCUCAUAAUAAUGUUAUUGUAUCAGGUGACCUGAAAACUGCAUCCUGCUCAGUUAUAAACCAGCAGCGACCAGAAACACCAGAGAGAUUUACAGAUUAUGCUCAGGUAUUAAGCACAAGGAGCUUUUCCUCAGGACGACAUUACUGGGAAGUGCAGAUCAGUGAAUCAGGGUACUGGCGUGAGUGGUGUGUAGGGGGUUGUUAUACCAGUAUGGGGAGGGGAGGAGAUCAGUCUGGGAUAGGAGAGAAUAACAAGUCCUGGUGUUUGUGUAGUUAUAAUAAAGAUCUUUACAUGAGACAUAACAAUAUAAACACCUUAUUACACCCCCCUCUAUCAUGUGACACAGUAGGAAUACUGCUGGACUAUGAGGCUGGGCGUCUGACCUUUUAUGAGCUGUGUGACCCGAUCAGACACUUACACACCGUCACUGUCACCUUCACUGAGCCUCUUCAUGCUGCAUUUAGGGUAUGGGGUGAUGAUGUCUGUGUGAGAAUCCUGUGCUAGAUACACUGAUAAUAAUAAUAAUGCUGUAUUCUGUGUAUAUAAAGAUGGUGUCUGUGUGAGAAUCCUGCACUAGAUACAC